AUGCAGGACCUGACCUGUGUCGCACGGUUUUCUGUAAACCGAGGUCUUCAAGCUUCCGCACGGGUCUCUUUGCACGAGGACAUCCAAAAAGGCGAUCUUUUUCUCUUUCUCCUCCUCGCACGUGAACUACUUACCUACGAUGGCGACGUCAUGAUGUCUUUUGAUGUCAUCUCCCUGUUUACAAACGUGCCCAUUGACGUAGCUCUGUCCGUAGUUCGAACGAAGCUGAGAGCUGACGUUGACUUAGAAGACCGCACUGAUCUUUCAGUUGAAGACAUUUUAGAACUUUUAAAGUUAUGCCUCGGACAAACCUUCUUCCAAUUCAAGAACAGGUUCUUUAAACAAACCGACGGAUGCCCCAUGGGCAGCCCAAUUUCAACGACCAUUGCCAACUUAGUCAUGGAGUUUGUUGAAGACAAGGCCUUAGAGGACGCAGGACAAUUCAUCACCUUUUACAGACGUUAUGUUGACGACACAUUUGUGAUUAUUAAGAAGAAUUUCACCAACACAUUCUUUGACAAGCUGAACAGCAUUCAUCCUAACAUCCAGUUCACGUGCGAGGAGGAGAAAGAGAAAAAGAUCGCCUUUUUGGAUGCCCUCGUGCAAAGAGACCCGUGCGGAAGCUUGAAGACCUCGGUUUACAGAAAACCGUGCGACACAGAUGACUCCAAAUGUCUUCAAGUGACCGCAGAUGUCUUCACGUGUCUUGAGCUGAUCCACACGUCCUCAGGUGACGUCAAGAGACUUAAGGCGUCUCCAGUUGACUUCAGGUGA
Molecule: messenger RNA, 774 nt
Organism: Ornithodoros turicata
Lineage: Eukaryota; Metazoa; Arthropoda; Arachnida; Ixodida; Argasidae
Exons: 2
Coding region: 1-774 (257 amino acids)
Source: RefSeq, a predicted model, not a curated record